AAUGUCGGGGGUUGUGUUUGACCAGCCCGAUAUGUCGUCCACCUUAGUGUUGCAUCCCAGAUGAAACUGUAAUAAUGGAGGAAGAGGAGCAGCUGCGCUCUUUGAUGUUUCUCAUGACUUACAUGCUGCUGAAGCGCCGGAGAGACAUAAACGACGCAAACAUUCAGAGACGCAACGAGAUCCAGAGACGCAUCAGACACCGCCAGUACUUCUUCCAGAGACAGAGGAGGAUGCUCAUGAUGAUGAUUGCAGGAGGUAUCCGCUCCAAUGCCCGCAUCCGCACCCGUCCCUGGACCACCACUCCAAGCACAGACUGGUGGGAACGGGUGGUGAUGACAGAAUUCCAGCCCUCUGAUUGGUUGGAUAAGUUCCGCAUGAGCCGGGAGACGUUCUUCUACCUCUGCGACAAGCUGAGGCCCCGCCUGGCUCGACAGGACACCAGCUUCCGCCUGGCACUGCCGGUGGAGAAGCGUGUAGCUGUAGCCCUGUGGCGUCUAGCAUCCAACAUCGAGUACCGCACCAUCAGCACCCUGUUUGGUGUGGGGAAGUCCACCGUGUGCAGGUGCGUUAGAGACAUGUGUCAUGCCAUCGUGGCGCUCCUCAGCUCCAUCUACCUCCGACCACCAGGUGAGCAGGAGCUGGAAGAUUCAGCUCAGCUGUUCCUAUCCCAGUGGGGCUUCCCUCACUGCGUUGCUACUAUAGCAACACUCCACACGGCUAUUAUCACCCCAUCAAACAACGCGUCUGACUACGCCAACCCUGCUGGCUGGCUGUCAGUCAUGUCCCAGGUGGCUGUUAGUGGUCGGGGGCAAUUCUGGGAUGUAUGUGCCAGUUUCCCUGGUGGGACAGACCCAGCUGACAUCUUACAGAACUCAUCACUGUGGGCAACAGCUGCAGAGGGUGGACUGUCACCUGCCCCACCGCCUACCUUCAUGGGAAAACCACUUAGGUAUGUGUUGCUGGGUGAGGCCUGUUAUCCACUCCAGAGCUGGCUGAUGAAGGCCUAUCCUGAGGAAAAGGGGAGAACAGCAAGUCACGUGGCGCUGACAGAGCAGCAGCAGCUGUUUAAUCGACGGCUCGCCCGAGCGCUGCACGUGCCUCAGGAGGCGCUGCUGAGGCUGAGGGCACGCUGGCAGUGCCUCAGCAAGAGGAACGACUGUGGGCUGGACGUGGUGCCCACCAUGAUCCUGGCUUGCUGCAUUCUGCACAACAUGUGCGAGUCCCACGGGGACGCAUUCAAAGCAGAGUGGCAGGUGGAGGUGGCCGAAGCAGAGAGUCCCCAACCCAGCCAUAAACGGCUCCUCUCCACCAGCAUGGACCAAAGUAAUGCUGAGGAAAUCAGACGCCUCUUCUGUGACUAUUUUGAAGACCAAAAUAAUUGAUAAAGGACCAGGAUAGUUGAAAAUCUUUGUAAAUCUUUGUAAAUCUUUCUGUAAUUAUACUUCUACAUUACAUUACCAGCAUGAC
Messenger RNA from Archocentrus centrarchus (flier cichlid), 1467 nucleotides. RefSeq names its product putative nuclease HARBI1. The transcript is spliced from 4 exons. Lineage: Eukaryota; Metazoa; Chordata; Actinopteri; Cichliformes; Cichlidae. The coding region runs from base 75 to 1382 and encodes 435 amino acids. The record is from RefSeq and is a predicted model, not a curated record.